AUGGGUUUUCGCCCGGUGCUUUUCUUUUGCUUGUUCUUAUUGAUAACUAUAGCUGCGUUUCCCUCUGAAGCGGACAGGUCAAAGCGCGACGUAGCCGAGGACGUGAAAAACGCAUCGAACGACAUGGGGAAGACAAUUGGCAACCUAAAAGAUUCCGUUAUCCACGUUUUUGAACCCACGGAGAAGAGUCCCAUAGACAAAAUGGAAGACAGCCUGAAGAGUAUUGGGAAA
Iphiclides podalirius (scarce swallowtail) is the source of this 231-nucleotide messenger RNA. The record is from the annotation of a GenBank genome assembly. Lineage: Eukaryota; Metazoa; Arthropoda; Insecta; Lepidoptera; Papilionidae.